This is a messenger RNA of Miscanthus lutarioriparius, 2631 nucleotides long. The record is from the annotation of a GenBank genome assembly. NCBI's taxonomy places the organism in Eukaryota, Viridiplantae, Streptophyta, Magnoliopsida, Poales, Poaceae.
AUGGCAGUGGUCAGCGCCCGCGGCUCUCCCCAUUCCAUCCCCUCCCCACCGUUGCCACCGUCGCCUCAGCCUCGGCCGGACGCCGAGACGAUGUUCAUGCGCGGAGGCGGAGGGAGCGGCCGCUCGUCAACCGGUACUAGCGGUAGCCUCAGGAGCGCCAGCCUCAGAGACAUUGACGAGGAGGCUGCGGUGGUGGUGGCCGACGACGAUGGAGGCGUCGGGAAGCUCUAUGUGGCCGUCGGGAAGGACCUCAAGGAUGGCAAGUCCAACCUCGGCGCCGCUCAGAGCCUUGGGUUCGUCGGCGGCGAUCUCAAGCUCGUCCUGCUCCAUGUCCACCAACCUGCCGACAGGAUCAUGAACGGACUAGGUUGCAAGGUUCUUGCAAGCCAGCUGGAAGAAAAGGAACUCAAAGCAUUCAGGCAAAUUGAACAAGAUGAGAUGAACACCCUUCUGAACACCUACGUGAACCACUGCAGGUCGUAUCUCAAGGUCCAAGCUGAAACAUUGAUCAUUGAGAAGAACAAUGUCGCAAAUGGCAUUGUAGAGCUAAUUAAUCAGCAUCGCAUCACAAAGCUUGUCAUGGGAAUGUCUUCCUUCUCAACGAAGAGGAAAUUACCCAAGUCAAAAGUUGCAGCCAUUGUGCAUCAACAAGCCAAACCAUUUUGCCAGCUCUUCUUCAUUUGCAAAGGGUCUCUUGGUUGCACUAGGGAUGCCAAUCUGGACUGUACAAAAGCUGAUUCACCUAGAAGCAGUUCUGCAAGCACUCUCUCAGAUGAAACUGAGUUACCUACGAGAUCGGUGUCACUGCCACCAGGGCAUCCUGGUUACAGGGGCUCCCCUGAUGAACCAUUCCUACCUAGACGGUCACACUCAGUUAGUUACCCCUCGUCAGGAUUGGUAGGAAACAAUGUGGAAAGGAUGUCGCCUAUAGCACAGCAGUCGAUACAUGUGAAAACAACAUAUUGCUCUCCGAACUCCAGUCUCCCGAGCAAUGAAGGGUCCUCCUCAUCAAGUCUAAAGGAUUCAGACAGUUUAGAUGGGUCGCCAGUACUGGCCUCAGUUAUCAGCUAUGAAGAGCAACAAAUGUCUAUGGUGGAAAAUGGCAUGCAUAAUGAAGUGUUUGAGCAUCUACAGCAAGCCCGCACUGAGCUAGAACGAUCAAGAAAGGAAGCAUGUGAGGGCCGCCAAAAAGCAGAAAGGGACCUGUUUGAAGCUUCCAUGAAGUCCAAAGCACGGGAGAAUUCACUCCGCAAAGAAAAAAAGGAGGUAGAGGAAAAACUGACCAAAGAAAAGUCUAUUCUUGAAAAGGAGAAGUUGCAGAUAUACAAUGAGCUACAGAAGGCAAAUGAGCAAAGGGCACAACUGGAGAAUAAGCUUCUCCAGACCAACUCUCUUUUGGAAGAGCUCCAGCAGCUUCAAGGAGAGCUGCAGCGUGAGAAAGAAGACGCUCUACGAGAAGUCGAAGAGAUGCACAAACUAUAUAGCAACAGAAAUUUUGCCUCUGCCGGUGAAGUUUCCUUGACAGAGUUUAGUUACAGUGAGAUUGAAGAAGCAACCAACAACUUUGAUGGCUCUAGGGAGAUUGGACAAGGUGGAUGUGCAAGCGUCUACAGGGGUUUUCUCCGUCAGACCACUGUGGCCAUAAAGAAAUUCAACCGAGAAGGUGCAGUAGGAGAGAAAGAAUUCAACGUUGAGGUGGAGAUUCUAUGUAGGAUGAGACAUCCGAACCUUGUCACUCUCAUUGGAGUGUGCAGAGAUCCCAAGGUGCUGGUUUAUGAAUUCAUGCCAAACGGAAGCCUAGAGGACCGUCUCCAGUGCAAGCUACACACUGAGCCACUCCCAUGGAGAAUGCGCGUCAGAAUUGCUGCCGACAUCUGCACAGCGCUCAUCUUCCUCCACUCCAACAAACCGAAAAGCAUCGCCCAUGGUGAUCUGAAGCCUGACAACGUGCUCCUUGAUACUAACUUUGUAGGCAAGCUGGGGGACUUUGGAAUUUCUCGCUCCUUAGACCUGACAAACACCACUGUCACCCCUUACCACAGAACGGACCACAUAAAAGGCACAUUGGGUUACAUGGAUCCAGGGUACAUGGCUUCAGGGGAGCUUACAGCGCAGUAUGAUGUCUACUCCUUUGGAGUUGUGCUACUGCGUUUGCUAACAGGCAAGAGUCCACUUGGCCUUCAGAGUGAGGUGGAGGCAUCCAUGAGCAGCGGUGCCUUGCAUGAGAUACUUGACGCCUCUGCAGGGGAAUGGCCUCUUGAGCACGCCGAGGAGUUGGCAAGACUAGCUCUGAAAUGUUGUCGGUUAAACAGAAAGGAUCGCCCUGAUCUUGCAAGAGAGGCAUGGGGUAUCCUGCAAGCUAUGAUGAAUGAACCGCCACCUUCUUCAAUGCAUCCUCCGGACGCAGAGGCACCAUCAUAUUUCAUCUGCCCAAUGACACAGGAGAUUAUGCGAGAUCCACAUAUUGCCGCUGAUGGAUUCACAUAUGAAGGUGAGGCCAUUAAAGAUUGGAUCCAAAGGGGGCAUACAAUGUCGCCCAUGACCUACCUUAAUUUGACGCACCACGAGUUAAUUCCCAACAAUGCCCUUCGCUUCGCUAUACAAGAAUGGCAAAUGGGACAGCAGCAAUGA